Messenger RNA from Phytophthora sojae, 1173 nucleotides. RefSeq lists its product as hypothetical. Gene Ontology annotation, cellular component: BLOC-1 complex. Lineage: Eukaryota; Oomycota; Peronosporomycetes; Peronosporales; Peronosporaceae. Bases 1 to 1173 code for a protein of 390 amino acids. The record is from RefSeq and is a predicted model, not a curated record. The transcript has 2 exons.
AUGCCGACGCCGCCGCUGCCGAGGCUGCUGCUCUUCUGCGACUUCCUCGAGUGCCGCGUGCACACGAUGGGCGUGUCGCUGCUGCGCCGCAUGCUCGCCGACUUCUUCGCCGGCAACGAGCACACGCUGCUGGACUUCAUGCGCCUGGGCGGGAGCGUCGUGGCCGUGCUGCCCGUGGAGAGGAGCAGCGCCCGACGCCAGCAAGAAGCUGCGCAGUUGCUCGCGCAGCAGAAACAGACGGAGGCGGAGAACGUCCCCCAAGACACACCGAAUCAGAUGGACACUACUCAACCGACACAGAUGGACCCUUCUCCAUCCGAGCCCUGUGUGUUCCGCUAUCUGCUAGCGCGCGUGGCGACCAAGAACAUUUUGUGGCUGCGGGACAUGUUCAGAGAGUUCUGCAGGGGGGAGGACGCGCUACUGCGUGAGCUCAUGCGGCGCGGCAACGAGCCUAUCAGUGUGAUCCCCGUGGACAUCCAGGCCUUGUGUCGGGCCCCGCUGCCCCCGCCGCCGUUAAUGGGCGACGCGAUCGUAGCUGCUACGAACCCGACGGUGGAAGGACCGAUUCUGCCCUCGGAUGAUGAAAUCCGCACGGCCAUUAUGAACGCGCUGGAGCGGGUGGAGGCCAAGGAGCCGUGGAAACAGGCCUUCAACUUCGCCGACAUGUCAAUGCCGUUCGACUCGCCCGAGAAGUAUCCGAAGCUGGUUGUGGUGCUGCAGGAGUUCUGGGAGACGUGCGCCCAAGCUGUUUGGGAGCGGCAGUUUUGGGCGCCGCUGUCUCGCGAGCGCUACCAUGAGCUGCACACGCUGCGGAGAGGCCGGCAAAGCAGAGCGCAGAACUCGUUUGAGAAGAACAUCAUCCCUCUCGUCUACAAGGAGUUUGGGGCGGCUUUCUUCGUCCGACUGGACCAGAGUGCCGAGCGCCACUGCAGUUGGUACUACCUCGACCAAGUCGUGGAUUUGUUCACAUUGGCGCAGCGUUGCGGUUUGGCGACGUGUCUGAAGUACAUCGAGUCGGAGGCGUUCACGAGAUUCCCAGUCGCCCCCGGCGUCACCCGCAACUUCUUCUUGAGAGCCAACGGCAAGAGUAUCAGCAUGUGGUCGUCGUCCCCUGCAGUGCGACCGAUAUUGGACGAGAUCGUCGCCUUGAAGGCCAAGACCAAGGACAAGUGA